UGCCUAAAUUAAUAGUUGUGAGCUUUCCCUUGUUCGUCUUCGUAGGAUGCUAUGGAACCUUUGUGAACACAAAGGUUGGAGAUGACAUUUGUCUAAACUUUUCAACAAUUGGAGAAAACAUUACACAUUAUAUUGUAAGAAAUAAAACAACAUUAUGUUAUCGUUUGUCUGUCAUUGCAUAUCCAAUUCCAAACGGGUGGCUAAACAGAACAUUUAGCUGUAACGCAUCUGGCGAACAGAUGUCUAUUUGUUUUACUGACAUACAGAAGGAAGAUGCUGGGCAGUUCUCUUUGAAGAUUGGCGUUUAUGAUUACAGGGAAAACGUGACUCUCUCGGUUACUGGGGUAGCAACAUUGUCAGUAAUGCCCGCAUCUGAUGUUCUUGUUAACCAGACAGUGACGUUUGAAUGCGUGUACGCAAAUGGUCAAUUGGGAGCUGCCUUCAGUUAUGGACAAAGAAAUUGUAUGUUUGUAUAUAAUUCCUGUAGUGGAUGUCGAUUAUUUACUUCAUUUGAGUGUCCAAACAACCAGACCUACAGGAUAUCAACAACUGUUGAUUCUUCGUGGCAUAAAGUAACCAUGUAUUGUGCCCCGCCCUUUGGAGGCCCCAAAAGCAAUACCAUCACGUUAAAUGUUACAAUACCUGUAUCCACUUUGAUCCUGACCCCGUCUCAAUUAAGAGUCAAUAGGGGUGAGACGAUAACUCUAACCUGUCGAACAGACUACUGUAACCCUCCAGCCAAGAUCACGUGGUAUAAAGCAACUUCUGACGUCACUAGUCAGGCUACGUCCACAGAAGAUAUAAAUCAAGAAGACCUGGUGAGAACGACCUCAGUACUGCGGUUUACUAGCGUGGUAGGAGAUAAUGGUCAACAAGUGCAUUGUAUAGCCAGCAACGCCCAGGGACAUAGUGUAGAAUCCAACAGAUAUACCCUAGACGUGAGAUAUAUUUCAGAUGUAAAAAUCCUACCAGGCAGUUUGUUGAAUGUAUUAGUUGGUCAAAAAUAUGUUUGGAUGUACUGUUAUACCGAGAAUCCAAAAGACCAUGCCGAGUACAGCUGGACUAAGAUAAAUUCUAACAAUUCCUCCAUAGUAUCCACUGGUCAACUUUACGUCAUACAGACCGCUACUAUUGAGGAUGGAGGUAGAUAUACCUGUACAGCUACAAACUCUGUGGGAAACUCUAGCGGUUCUGUUGUUGUUUCGGUACAAUAUACACCAAUUGCGCCGGUAUUGGUACAUGUUGAUUGUAGAACUAGAGAAGCGUACAUUCUAUGGAAGUCAUUCUCAACAUACUAUGCUGAUAACAUACAAGAAGAAACUCUUCAGCUCAGCGAAAGCAAAAAUGUGUUUCUGAAUGCAUCUUAUGAAAAAAUAAAUAGAACAGAUGAUAUAGAAAUAAACACUUAUAAAGUGACGGAACUGAAGCCUGGAUCGGUUUAUGUAUUUAGAUUUUUGACUUCAAACCGCUACGGCAUCGCUCUGUCCAAUAACCAAUCAUGCAUAACAGACACAGAAAGGAUGGAGGACACAAACAAAGGAUGCCGUACAGAGCAGAUAAUUAGAGGAAUACUAGGUGGCGCUGUACUUACCAUCAUGUUAGUAAUUGUUGCCUAUGCUCUAUGCGAAUACAGAAAAGAAAGGAGAAGUGAGGGUUAGUUACCUGCAUUAAUCAGAAUGUUAUUAAUUAAUGAAAAA
Saccostrea echinata is the source of this 1697-nucleotide messenger RNA. RefSeq names its product nectin-1-like. NCBI's taxonomy places the organism in Eukaryota, Metazoa, Mollusca, Bivalvia, Ostreida, Ostreidae. The coding region runs from base 240 to 1658 and encodes 472 amino acids. The record is from RefSeq and is a predicted model, not a curated record. The transcript has 7 exons. Gene Ontology annotation, molecular function: protein binding.